Messenger RNA from Amoebophrya sp. A25, 495 nucleotides. NCBI's taxonomy places the organism in Eukaryota, Dinophyceae, Syndiniales, Amoebophryaceae. The record is from the annotation of a GenBank genome assembly.
CUCGACGACGCGGAGUGGAGAAAAUGAUGCAGCCUCAGAUCAGAGAGAGGACGGACUCAAGGACAUCUUUCCCGCUCUAGAUGCAACACACGCCUGGUCACCCACACUGCUGUGCAUGUUUUUAGUCGUAACGAACCCGAGUCGUCUGGCGUCCCUGGACAAGUUGAUUCACUAUCCAACUGGACAGCACUCAGAGGAUGCCUCCGAAGCGAAGCACACCACGACCGGUGUCUCGCUAGCGAAGGAAGCAACAUUCUCUCCAACACGAUUAUCACCAGAGGACUUCGUAUGUCGAGAAGAAGUAGAAUUAAUGACACUUCUAGGGAUAGUCGUUGAACCUUGUACCUCUGGUACUCGUCACGCUAGCAUCUCUGUUAGCGGUGGCCAAGGCCACGUGUCAACCGCUGUUGAUGGUGCUGCGGGUAUUAAAAAGGUCGACACGGAGCAGUCAAGCGCGCUCUUGCAGGAAGCUUCCAGUAUCGCAGAGUUCCUAGC